AUGACGAGGCAACUCACGAAGACUCACCCACGCUACCAGCUGUUUGGCCCUACCACCCGCUGGGGAGCUAGGCCUAGAGCUCUGACAUACAACACCAUCCUAGCCGGGGACUUCAACACCCACCACCCACUCUGGCAGCCGGAGACGGAGGCUCACAACACUACCCCAGGAGCAACAGCGCUUAUAGAGUGGCUGGUGGCCAACGGACUAGCCCUUUGCAUCGAGCCCGGCACCCCUACCCGCGGGCCAAACACCAUAGACCUCGUCUUCUCAGACAUCCCCGUGGAAGCUACAGCAGAGGACCACCUCUCUUCCACGAGUGACCACGCAACGAUACUAAUAACAGUAGACUGGCAGGAACCCCCACCCCGCCGGAAGCUGGGCUCGACCGACUGGGAGAAGGCUAAGGCAUUACUCAACCUGCCGCAUAAGGACCUUCCUGUUGACGACAUAGCCGAAAAACUAGUCAACACCGUGCAAGAAGCCAUCCGAGGCGCAUCUAAAUAUAACACCCGCGGGCUCCCACGUACCCCUUGGUGGACGUCGGAGCUCACAGACCUGCUACGACAGACACGGCAGCAGCAGGCGCCCGACUACCUGCCACUUCGGAGAGCGGUUUCCCGCGCGAAGGCCAGCCACUGGAAGGAGCGGAUCGAGCACGCCACUUCACCCACAGACGCCUUCACACUCGCCAGAUUGCACAGGCGCGCAGACCAGCUCUCCGCUCCCCCCUUUACAUAUCCGGAACGACCGGGUCACGACGCCACAGGGCAAGGCGGACACCUUCCUCACUCACCUCCUAGAGAAGGGAACCUCUCUCCCGCACCAGCAGGAGGAGGGUCCCCCGACUCAGCCCCGAGAUCCAUCCAGAUCCUUACCCAUAGGGUGGAGAGAGCCUUCCAGCAGAAGAAGGUGGCCUCGUUACUACUACUGGACGUGAAAGGGGCCUUCGACGCGAUACACGACUGGCUAUCCGACCGCUCCGUUUCGGUCCAGGUCGGAGACGCUACCGCCACCGCAAAAAUAAGAGGAGGCCUCCCACAGGGGUCCCCGCUGUCCCCAGUCCUCUUCCUCCUAUAUGCGGCGAAGAUAGUCUCCUCGCAAGAUAACUCCUUCUGCUACGCGGAUGACCUAGGGCUACUGUUCUUCGGGGACUCCCUCGAGGAGACAUCCCAGCAGCUAGUAGAAGUAUACAAAACGAUCACCCUAUCUGGAGCAGCAUCAGGUCUCCCAUUCUCCCUAGAGAAGACGGAGAUACAACAUUUCUCGAAGCGGCGGAAGCUGUCCGCGCCUACGGUCACUCUACCAGGGGUAGGCGAGAUUAAGCCAUCCCCAUAUACCCGUUGGUUAGGCGUCUUACUGGACAGCAAGCUCACCUACCGACCACACAUCAACUGGGUCUUCAGCCGGGGCAAGCAGCUCGCACUACAUCUCCGGAAACUCAGCAACACCCAGCGAGGAUGCCCGGUUGCCUCUAUGCGCGCAGCGGUCAUUCAGUGCGUGAUACCGACAGCGUUAUACGGCGCGGAGGUCUUCUACACCGGCCGAGGGCAGAAGGGUCUCAUCGACUCCCUACGCUCCCUACUCCGGCUCGCUGCUCUAGCCAUUCUUCCAGCUUACAGAACAACCCCUACCUCAGCGCUACUCCGCGAGGCAGACCUACCCUACCCGGAAGCCCUCCUCGACGGCGUCCUCCAAAGAGCAGCAGUCCGAUACGCGAGCCUAGACGCUAGGCACCCGAUCGCGAGAGUUACCAUCGAUGCAUACGAUACUAAAGGGACGAGACUCACCAGAAUCCUCCAACGCGUCCCAACGCCGGCACCGGAGAGAGCACGUGUAGAGUCACGUCUCCCACCGCUCCGCAUACUACCUACCACAGACGCAAACAAGGCCGCAUACGCACCAGCACCGCUACGGUUAACGGUCUACUCGGACGGCUCACGCACUGGCCAAGGGGCUGGGUACGGGUUCGUGGUCUACUACGGCUCUAUCCCUAUCACCCAAGGGUAUGGGCCAGCUGGCUCCCAGUCAGAGGUGUACGACGCCGAGAUUAUGGGCGCAGUAGAGGGCCUCCAGGCGGCUGUCAACCUACCCUGUGCAAGCUACUCCACCGGCCUCGUUGUCCUCCUCGAUAACCUCGCUGCCGCUAGCUUACUCGCGGACGGGAGGCCUGCGCCACACAGACGAAAACUCACGGACUUAUUCCAAAAGCUUACUACCCAGUGGGAAUCCGCUCCCUAUAUCCUCAGCACACCCCGCACGCCCGUGGAGGUGCGCUGGAUGCCAGGCCACUCUGGGAUAGCAGGGAACGAGACUGCCGAUGAGCUAGCAAAGAGGGGCGCAGCGUUAGACGGCUCCCAUAUUCCCCCUUCCCCAUCUUACCUUGUGCGCGAAGCAAAACAACAUAUCCGCACGGCAACGCGUGCUGCGUAUACCAGAGACGCACCUCAGGCAUACCGAGACCUAAAUAUCCAACCUCACACCAAGAGCAGCCGCGCUCGGGAACACAGGCUUCCCCGCGGGGUGCUCGGCCGGCUGCUAGCCGCACGGACUGGCCAUGGUGACUUCCAGGUAUACCACGAGAGGUUCCAUCAUAGGGACUCCCUUACGACCUGCUCCUGCGGUAAGCCAAAAUCCCCCGUCCACUUCUUCUUCUGCCCGCCUGCGAGGAAACGCUGGAAGGAUCGAUGGAAAGGCCGAAAGGCCAGCCCAUCUGCAAUGAUAAACUAG
Penicillium canescens is the source of this 2730-nucleotide messenger RNA. RefSeq lists its product as uncharacterized. The transcript has 4 exons. The record is from RefSeq and is a predicted model, not a curated record. Lineage: Eukaryota; Fungi; Ascomycota; Eurotiomycetes; Eurotiales; Aspergillaceae. Bases 1 to 2730 code for a protein of 909 amino acids. Gene Ontology annotation, molecular function: nucleic acid binding; RNA-DNA hybrid ribonuclease activity.